AUAUCUGGAAAAUAAUAUAAAAAACAUAAAUCAUAUUGCAAAAUAAAGUCAAACAUAUAUUACCGAAAUUCCUUUCAUCUUUAAAUAACCUGAUUUUAAUCAUUACCGUAAUAUCAUGUAAUAAUCUACAGUAAUUCCCUGACAAUUCUUCUAGAAGAUUUAGGUUGUCUGAUUUUCAUUCAAUAAAUGCUAGUACUCUUUCUUUAUUUAUUUAUUCAAAAUUUAUUUAUUUAUUUUUCUUUAUCUUCACCACCGCAUCAACAAUGGCGCACCAGCUUCAUUUCCUCUUAGUCCCAUUAAUGUCACAGAGCCAUAUAAUCCCACUCACAGACUUCGGCAACCUACUCGCCCGACAAGGCGCGUUUGUUUCAAUCGUCACCACCCCACUCAAUGACGUCACGCACAAAUCAUCAAUCCGCAAUCACAACAUCCAAACAAUCCCCAUCGAAUUCCCAUGCCGAGAAGCCGGCCUGCCGGAGGGAUGCGAGAAUCUGGACACAGUCAUCAACUCGCCGGAGCUCACCCGGAGAUUCUUCCGGGCAAGUCAAAUGCUGGAAGCCCCGCUGGAGAAACUCAUCGGAGAAUUAGAACCGAAACCCGACUGCAUAAUCUCCACCACUGCAGUUUCCUGGAUAAAAAAACCCGCCGAGAAAUUCAACAUACCCAGAUACCUUUUCGAAACCAUAUCGUGUUUCUCUCUCCUCUGCUCCCAUAAACUUUCUCUCUCUAGUUUUCAAGAAGACGCAGUUUCUGAUUCCGAGAAGUUUCUUGUGCCUGACAUACCUCAUAGAAUCGAAUUCACCAAAGCCCAGUUGCCUAAAACGACGUCGUCGGAAGAUUCCUCCGGCGGUAAUAAUUUUGAAGAGAUUAAAGACCAUGUUAAACAGGCCCGAGAUUCGGUGAAGGGUAUUCUGGUCAACAGUUUCCAUGAAUUGGAGCAUUGGUACGUUGAAGGGUACAAAAGGGAAAAUGGAAAAGUGUGGUGCAUUGGACCAGUUUCACUCUGCAACACCGACACGUCAUUUUCCGGCGGAGGAAAAAACAUCAUUAACAAACCCUCCUCCGUCGACGACUGUCUGACGUGGCUGGAUCAGAUGAAGCCGAACUCAGUCAUCUACGCAUGUUUCGGAAGCUUGUGUCGGAUAUCUGCAGACCAGAUAAAAGAGAUUGGUUUGGGAUUGGAAGCUUCGAAUUCGCCGUUCAUCUGGGUCAUCAGAAAAUAUGAUCAAGAUUCCUGUGCGGCGGAGGUGGAGGAAUGGCUGGCGGCGGAAGAUGGUGGGUUCGAAGAGAGGGUACGAGGAAGAGGGGUGGUGAUACGAGGGUGGGCCCCACAGGUGGCGAUACUGUCGCACCGGUCGGUCGGGGGAUUCGUGACGCACUGCGGGUGGAACUCGACGCUGGAAGGUGUUUGCGCCGGCGUGCAGAUGGUGACGUGGCCGAUGUUCGCCGAACAGUUCUACAAUGAGAAGUUCAUUGUUGAUGUUUUAGGGAUUGGUGUUAGAGUUGGGGUAGAUGGUUGCUUGGAUUAUUCCAAUAAUAAUAAUAAUAAUAAUAAUAAUAAUAAUAAUAAUAUGGUGGUGACGUGGGAUAGGGUCAAAAAUGCAAUUAAAAAAGUGAUGGGGACUGAAAGUGAAGAAGAAGGGAAUAUUAUUAUAACGAAGAAGAGGAGAGAGAAAGCUGAGGAGCUUGCAAAAAUGGCGAGAGAAGCGGUGGAAGAAGGAGGUUCGUCUUUCUUGAAUGUAUCAAUGUUCAUUGGAGAUGUCUUGCACCAACUUCAAUAAUGUUUUAAAUCAAAUACUAUAAUUAUUAAAUUAUAUUAUUAUUCGGUGUAUUUUG
Messenger RNA from Erythranthe guttata (spotted monkey flower), 1836 nucleotides. Its product is annotated as UDP-glycosyltransferase 73D1. Gene Ontology annotation, molecular function: UDP-glucosyltransferase activity. Lineage: Eukaryota; Viridiplantae; Streptophyta; Magnoliopsida; Lamiales; Phrymaceae. The record is from RefSeq and is a predicted model, not a curated record.